Molecule: messenger RNA, 381 nt
Organism: Drosophila serrata
Lineage: Eukaryota; Metazoa; Arthropoda; Insecta; Diptera; Drosophilidae
Product: general odorant-binding protein 56h-like
Source: RefSeq, a predicted model, not a curated record
CUUCAAAAUGAAUUCGUUAACUCUUUUGAUUUUCAUCCUUGGCCUGGGAUCUCUCAACUGCUUCGAUGGUUGGGUGGAUACGACACCUGAAAUAAGUGAUGAAUGUUCUGAAAAAGAGAAAGUAGGCGAGAAGGAUCUCAAGGAUAUGGAUGAUAUGAAUGUCAAGUGUUACUACCAUUGCGUAUACGAAAAGCAAGGAAUUAUUGCCAAUGGGGUGUACAAAGGAAGUGUUCCGGCCUGUAAAGGUGUCACAGAUGCCAACAAAUGUGAGUUGGCAACAAAGGUGGUCAGUUGCAGUUUGCCAAAGUAGAAAUCUUGAAUAUUUAAUGUGUUAAAGAAUUAAAUUGUAUGUUCAAUUCGGAUUAUUUCUGAAACAGCAAA